Oncorhynchus nerka (sockeye salmon) is the source of this 4744-nucleotide messenger RNA. RefSeq names its product zinc finger RNA-binding protein-like. The transcript is spliced from 20 exons. Gene Ontology annotation, molecular function: zinc ion binding; double-stranded RNA binding; single-stranded RNA binding. Bases 42 to 3143 code for a protein of 1033 amino acids. The record is from RefSeq and is a predicted model, not a curated record. Gene Ontology annotation, cellular component: precatalytic spliceosome. Lineage: Eukaryota; Metazoa; Chordata; Actinopteri; Salmoniformes; Salmonidae.
CAGAAAGUCUGUCCCGGACUCCCAGUACAGUAGAUUCCAAGAUGGCUGCAAGCAAUUAUUAUGGAUUCACGCAUGGUGCCGGUCCUCAGUACAGCGUUCAGCCUCCACCAGCCUAUGCCCAUCCCACCACAGCCAGCUACAAUGUCCAGCCGGCCCCUGCCGUGGCCCAUGCAGUGACUGCCUCCUAUGCCCCUGCACAACCAGCCAGGCCCGUUGCCUCUGCCUACCCGGUGGCCUACCAGACCCACGCUACCCCCCCAGACUAUGGCUACCGGCAGCCGGACCCCACGCCCCAACCCACCACCACCCCACAGACAUACCAGCUACCGAUAUACACUGAAACGGAUAACUACAGUUACGGACGCCUGCCUGCAGCCACUAGUUAUGAGACUAAGCAAUACUACCAGACUAGUAUAGCUCCAGCUCAUCGGACACCAACAGAAGCUUACUACCAGACAGGCGUGAAGAGUGGCUACAGUCCAGUCAGCACAGUAUACAGCCAGCCGCCACCACCACAGACUUUAAAGCCUCUGGCCCCUGCCAGCUCAGCGUCCACCAGCUACAACAUCUACCCAGUGUCCACCAGUGUACAGCAGCCCCCCAUCUCGUCUUACACCCCCUGCUCGUCCUUCAGCUCCACAGCUGGCACCUACUCUGGCGUCAGCUACUCUACUUAUGAUUCAAGUGGCUACACUUCCACCCCCUCAUACUACCAGCCUGCCCAGCUACCUCAGCCCCAGCCGCCCCCCCAGCAGUCCCAUCCGCCUCCCAAGCAGCUCACCAGCUCCUCCUGGAGCAAUGCGGGCAGCAACAUGGUGGCUGCUCCCACGGUCAACGCCUACAAGAAGCCCAUGUUCCACCAGAACAAGCUUCAGAAGCCGAAAGCACCGCCCAAGCAACCCCAGCUGCACUACUGCGACAUCUGCAAGAUCAGCUGUGCUGGACCGCAGACGUACCGAGAGCACCUCGAGGGCCAGAAGCACAAGAAGAAGGAUGCAGCUCUGAAGUCUGGCAGCGCGGGGGGGAGCAACGGGCCCCGGGGGAUUCAGACCCAGCUACGCUGUGAACUAUGUGACAUUGCCUGCACUGGCGUAGACGCGUACGCUGCCCAUAUCCGAGGGGCCAAGCACCAGAAGGUGGUGAAGCUCCACACCAAACUAGGCAAACCUAUACCUUCAACUGAGCCUGUUUUAGUGAACAAUGCUCCAAUUAUCUCAACGUCGACCGCUGGGAAGACAACCCCUAUCAUUGUUACGGCAACUGCUCCGGUAGCGCCACCCAAACUGGUGGUCGUAAACGCCACCAAGGCCCCAGCACCUGUGAAGAAGCCAGUCGCACCCAAAAUAACCCUUCUUGCCAACAAGCCGGCCACCCCUCCAGUAUUCAAGGAGAAUGAAGCCAAGCAGUCAGCAACAGCGUCAAAGAGUGAGACCACGAGUGACGAUGAGGACGGGGAUGGAGUGGGGAGGCAGGGCGACGUCCAGCCUGUAGGACAUGACUAUGUGGAGGAGGUGCGUAAUGAUGAUGGGAAGGUAAUUCGCUUCCACUGUAAACUCUGUGAAUGCAGUUUCAAUGACCCCAAUGCUAAAGACAUGCACCUGAAGGGACGCAGGCACCGGCUGCAGUACAAGAAGAAGGUGAACCCAGAGCUGCCGGUGGAGAUCAAGCCCAGUAAUCGGGCCAGGAAGCUGCAAGAGGGCAAACUGAGGAAGCAGAAGGCUGUGCUGAAGAGACAGCGGGAUGACGAGCAGCGCUGGCACUUGGAGAUGAGGUCAGAGCCAGAUGGCAGCUGGCACACAGAGAUGAGCCGCUAUGAGGAGGACAUGUACUGGAGGAGGAGGGAGGAGGAGCAGUUGUACUGGGGGGAGCAGAGGCACAUGAUGGCCCCCCCUCCACUCAUGAGCCGGCCCGGCAUGCCAGUUCCCCCCCUACUGCAGCCUGUGCGUCGGCCGGACUCCCCAGACGACCGUCACAUCAUGGCCAAACAUUCCACCAUCUACCCUGUGGAGGAGGAGUUGCAGGCGGUGCAGAGGAUUGUCUCCCACACUGAGAGAGCCCUCAAACUGGUGUCUGUCUCCCUGCUGGAGAAAGAGCCUCCGUCGGCUGCUCCGUCGGCUGCUACAGAGGCUGCUACAGAGGCUGAUGCUGGAGAGAAAGGACCGGACAACCAGGCGGCCCGUAUGCUGAAGGGGGUGAUGAGGGUGGGCAUCCUGGCCAAGGGUCUGCUGCUACAUGGGGAUAGGAACAUGGAGCUCAUUCUGCUGGCUGCCAAGAAGCCCACCCUCUCUCUGCUGAAGGACAUUGCUGAGCAGCUGCCCAAAGAAAUGGCGCCAUUUUCUGAAGAUCAGUAUGAGGUGAAGGCUCACCCUGAGGAAGCCAACAUCGUGAUUUUUUCGAGCAAGGAGCCAAAAAUGCAGGUCACCAUCUCUCUAACCUCGCCACUGAUGAGGGAGGACCCUGCCCCUGACAAGGAGGAAAAGGCAGGAGACAAAGCGGCUGAGAAAGAUAUGCCCCAUGAAACCAUGACAACAAUGGAAGUACUGAGCUAUGUGAAGAUGAUGCCCAGGGUUAAGGGGGUGCCUGAGAAAGACCCUGCUGAUGUUCUGAACCAGAACAAGUGCCUGGAAUACCUAGCUGCUCUGAGACACGCCAAGUGGUUCCAGGCUCGUGCCAAUGGUCUUCAGUCCUGUGUGAUCAUCAUUAGAGUGUUACGGGAUCUUUGCCAGCGAGUGCCAACCUGGGGCAAGAUGCCAUCCUGGGCUAUGGAGCUGCUGGUAGAGAAGGCCAUCAGCAGUGCCACAGGGCCCCUCAGCCCAGGGGAAGCCAUGCGUAGGGUCCUGGAAUGUAUCGCUACUGGCAUCCUACUGCCAGACGGUCCUGGGCUGCUGGACCCCUGUGAGAAACACCAAACCGAUGCUCUGUGGAGCAUGACCAAACAAGCCAGGGAAGACAUUACUGCCAGCGCACAGCAUGCUCUGCGACUGCUGGCGUUCCGUCAGAUCCACAAGGUUCUGGGGAUGGACUCCCUGCCGGCGUCCAAGGCCAGCGCUCGGAACCGCAAGCGCAGAAGGGACGGGAGCGAGACUGGAGAGGGGGAGGUCAAGAAAGACAAGAAGGAGGAUACAGAAGAGGUGGAUGCUUGAUCUCUGACAGAGCAGUGUUAGCUUGGAUGGCUGUCUGGUUUUGCUUCUAAUGUUGGCAUGAUAAUGAUAGAGUAAAACAAACAUAUCAGCACCCAGGCUAUAGCAGGUUAAUCGUCUAUACUGGCAGAAUGUCACAUCCUUUACAUAUAUUUUUAAUUUUCAGAAUCUAUAUGAAUAUAACUGACUUAGUUGUAACAUUUAUGUCUCCACUAGAGGGAAUGGGAUAGGAAAGGUAAAGAUGAUUUACUCUUAAAAUUGUGCUGAAAAUUGGCUUUAACGUCAGACUGACUUACUGAGGUUUCUAGGAGCUAAUGACUGAUAGUCUGGUCCCAGAUCUGUAUGUGCUUCAUGACAACAAUCAUCAGAGGAGUUUGCUAAAGCACAUACUGAUCUGGAACCAGGCUAAAUGAUUGCAUCAUUCCAUUUCCAGAAUAUUUGCCCACUCAACUUCUGAAGCCCUCCCAUUUACAGUACUUGUACCAACCACUGUUCCUUACAUUGUUUUGUAUGUACUGUAAGGACUUUUUCCCCCUGCUUUUCUUAUUGAAGAGAAGAUGUAAUAAUUUACUGUACAGGCCAGUUAUAUACUGAAGACUGCAGGAGUUACUAAUUUAGGUACAUAUAUUGGGUUUAUUUUCAUCCUGCCCACAGCUGGCAGCACCCAAAUAAUCAUCACUUCAGAGCGCAGCUGCACAGGACCAGAUCGUAAUGCCCAUGGUCAAUUUGGUUUGACAUUCGAUAUCGCUAUGGGGUUAGUUAGGGACCAUCAGUAAAUUACACAAUGUACAUGGGACAACAUUUAAAAAUAUCAAUAGCUCCAAAUUUCAAUGACUUGACAUCAAACCAACUAUACAUUUUAGAAAUUAAUAUACAAAUAUUGAAAUAAUUUAAAGAGAACAGGUGUGCAACAUGAAGUUAUUGUCUCAUUUACAUUGUGUAAUUUAUUGACAGUCCCUAACUAGCUCCACAGACAGGCAAUCCAAAGUCAACCCAAUUUUGCCACAGUUGCACACCAGGCGGCUGAAGCGGCUUGGUGAAAGAAGUUGGCUAACUUACUAGCAAGACUACUUUGAGACAUGGUUAGACUGUUUCAAGUUAUCUAGAAGGGUGAGUGAAUGUAACUGUACUGUUUUGGCAUAGUAAAAGUACAAAUACUUCCCAUGUUCAAACACAGACGAGUAACCCACAUCAAAGCACGCCUCUGAAACCGUUCUGUCGCAUUUCCUAAUGAGACUUGAAACCAAGUUCAGCCCCCCUUUAAAGACCGAUGUUAGUACAUUAAAGUACGUUUUAAAAAUGUACAGUUCAUUGUGCCAAAAUUGCAGGCAAUGACAAAUAAAAUGCUAAAGCUGUAAAGAAACACUCUGAAGACAGCGCUUUGAAAAGCACUCUCUCUGUGUAGUCUAAAGAUGUCUAUAAAUUUGUCAGACACCUGGGGAAAAAAAUCUGCAUUUUUGAAGAUGUGAUUGAUUGCACCACAAAACGCUUUUAAGGAAAUCACAGGGUUCUAGAAUAUGUUUUGUUUAAGAGGAGUUGACAGAUCGCUCCUAUGUUGCACAGUCUGUCUAGCAUGCUAUGAGAAUAAAGCUCUUAUGAAAUGA